UUGAGUUUAGUUGCUUGCAUUCCAGCAACGUUUGCGCUUAUUCCGCAACACGACAAAAAUAGAGAAUAGAGAAUUAAAUAAAUAUAUAAAAAAAAUUUCAGUUGUUAAGAACGCAAACGUUUGGCUUUCGUGUCGCUAGUUUUAUACAUACAUACAUACAUAUAUCCGUGUGCGCAUAUCCUGUCGGUUUCCGUUUCCGCGUGACUUCGUUUGUUGUUGAUCUCGGCGUUUCAUUCCAAAAAAGAAAAUUUAAUAUUUUAUUUAUUAUAAAUAAAUUUGUGAUUUUAGUUGCUAAAACUCAGCAGUAUGUCGUCACGCGUUCUAGAAGACUCACCAAAUGCUCAACUCGAUAAAACAAUUUUGGAACGUUAUCGUAAUCUACCGUUAAAGGAGAAUGUUGUACAAGCCACUUAUGUGUGGAUCGAUGGUACUGGACAGGAUUUGCGUUGCAAGGAUCGUACGUUAGAUUUUGUGCCAAGUGAUCCAAAGGGUAAGAGAGACAAGCAUUAAAAAUAGUUAUAUAAU
Messenger RNA from Ceratitis capitata (Mediterranean fruit fly), 525 nucleotides. RefSeq names its product glutamine synthetase 2 cytoplasmic-like. Gene Ontology annotation, molecular function: glutamine synthetase activity. The coding region runs from base 307 to 510 and encodes 67 amino acids. Lineage: Eukaryota; Metazoa; Arthropoda; Insecta; Diptera; Tephritidae. The record is from RefSeq and is a predicted model, not a curated record. The transcript has 2 exons.